Mesorhabditis belari is the source of this 846-nucleotide messenger RNA. The record is from the annotation of a GenBank genome assembly. Lineage: Eukaryota; Metazoa; Nematoda; Chromadorea; Rhabditida; Rhabditidae.
AUGAGACGAUCAACAGUGUGUCUAGUGAGAGGUGCAAACAGUCGUGGGUUCUUUUCGAAGAUUUUCGGUGGAAGCGAAGCGACUUCGACAAGCAAAGAAACGACGGCAACAAAGAUGACAAAAGAAGAAAAGGAAGCUUUGCGUAGCCGUUUGAGUGAAGUGAGAACGGAUGUUGAAAAGAAAAACGAAGCGGCCAUCGCUCGUACGACAACAUUUUCGGAUGAUAUGCUUGAUGAACGGCUCGACAUGGACUCGAUUAGAGCACGAGGUGUCAUGAAAUAUCGCUACACUUACAAUCCGCCAUCAAAUGUUAAAGAGCUCGUCCUUUCCGUGGUCGAAAAAGUGACAAAAAGUCGAGAUUUAAAUCAAACUUUUCCAAACAACAAAGUCAAGUUUGAGAUUUUAUCAAAACUCUUGACAAACUUAAAGCAUUCUCCCACAAAUUCCCGUUUGUUGCACAUAAAGAAGGCUUCUGAUGUUGUCGAAUUUUACGAAGAACCUGUCAAGAACAUUGACGCUUAUGCUCAACUGGCUAGGACGGAAAAUCUGCCCGCGAACCUUCAUGUUGCAGAGCAACCCGUGCGUUUUCACCCAGAGGAUAAACACGCUUGGCAUGGAGGGAUUACUGCUUUUCCGGGAGGAGGAGGCAAAGUGUUUGGUUUAAGGAAUAAACGAAUUCUCAGACAAUUCAAUCCCAAAACGGAAUGGUACGACUAUGAGGAGCAGAAUUUCGAUUACUCUCGGCCCGAAAAGGGGAUGCCAUGGGAUCCAGAGAUCUCUAAAAAAAUGGAUAGAUAUCCUGAUCGACGGUACAGCUUGUCAACAAAGACUUUUUUCAAAACUCAA